This is a messenger RNA of Prionailurus viverrinus (fishing cat), 1009 nucleotides long. RefSeq names its product POP7 homolog, ribonuclease P/MRP subunit (gene POP7). Gene Ontology annotation, biological process: tRNA 5'-leader removal. Lineage: Eukaryota; Metazoa; Chordata; Mammalia; Carnivora; Felidae. The transcript is spliced from 2 exons. Gene Ontology annotation, molecular function: nucleic acid binding. Gene Ontology annotation, cellular component: nucleus; nucleolar ribonuclease P complex; ribonuclease MRP complex. Bases 323 to 745 code for a protein of 140 amino acids. The record is from RefSeq and is a predicted model, not a curated record.
GACCCCCCCCCCCGACACGUGACCCGGGGCCUGGCUCAUCACGUGACGCAGGGCCUGCAGCGGGCCGGGGGUGGGGGUCCCCGGGGCGCUCCCCGGCUGCCCCUAGGCAAGUGACGCGUGACCGUCGCGACGGAGGCCGCCGCAGGUGGCAUCGCAGGGCUCUGAGUUUCGCCAGUCGGCUUCCUCCGGGAAGCCCGCCUGGAUUGAAGGAGACAACUUUUAAUCCAGAUGUGUGUUCACUCAGACGUUCUGGGAUAUAUGAAAUAAGUGAGGAACUAAUCACUUGGAAACUGUCCGAAGCAGCACUGGCUGGGCGCACAGCAUGGCGGAAAAUCGAGAGCCCCGCGGGGCCGUCGAGGCUGAGCUGGACCCGGUGGAGUAUACCCUUCGGAAGCGGCUCCCCCACCGCCUGCCCCGGAGACCCAAUGACAUUUACGUCAACAUGAAGACUGACUUUAAAGCCCAGCUGGCCCGCUGCCAAAAGCUUCUGGACGGAGGGGCUCGGGGUCAGAACUCAUGCAGUGAGAUCUACAUUCAUGGCUUGGGCCUGGCCAUCAACCGUGCCAUCAACAUUGCUCUACAGCUUCAGGCGGGCAGCUUCGGGUCCUUGCAGGUGGCUGCCAAUACCUCCACCGUGGAGCUCGUCGAUGAGCUGGAACCAGAGACUGAUACCCGAGAGCCGCUGACCCGCAUCCGCAACAACUCGGCCAUCCACAUCCGUGUUUUCAGGGUUACACCCAAGUAAUCCAAAUGAGGACGGCGUUGCCCACCUACCCCCAGGUAGCUAGGCUCAGAUGUGGCUCUCCUUGUACUGAAUGUGGCCAUGGACCUCCUACCAGAGCCACGUAAGAGAAAGCCUGUUUCCCUUACAGCCCAGAGGACUCUGAACUGAGGGAAAGAGUAUUGUCUCUUGUUGGGCCCAAGCCGUGGGUCUUACCGUCUUUGUGGUCUGUAAGCUUUGUCAUCGACAAUAAAAAAUACCAAGUUGUGUUAGUAUGCAGCUACCCCA